Protopterus annectens (West African lungfish) is the source of this 2283-nucleotide messenger RNA. RefSeq names its product epoxide hydrolase 2 (gene EPHX2). Bases 51 to 1739 code for a protein of 562 amino acids. Gene Ontology annotation, biological process: phospholipid dephosphorylation; cholesterol homeostasis. NCBI's taxonomy places the organism in Eukaryota, Metazoa, Chordata, Ceratodontiformes, Protopteridae. The record is from RefSeq and is a predicted model, not a curated record. Gene Ontology annotation, cellular component: peroxisome. Gene Ontology annotation, molecular function: magnesium ion binding; lipid phosphatase activity. The transcript is spliced from 19 exons.
CUGAAAAGUGGAGUUUGCACUAAACAAACUGCUUUAGUCAAAAGAAGCAAAUGGCUGGUAGAAAGUUUGUGCUUUUUGAUUUAGGUGGAGUUUUGCUUACACCCCGACCUCACCUUACCUUUCAGAAGUAUGAAGAAUCUAUCAACCUACCCAGAGGUUUCAUACAGAAUGUGAUUCUAAAGGAUCCAAAUAGUUCUUUUUUCCAAGCAGAAAGAGGGCAUUUGAGACUAUCUGAGCUUAUUCCAAAAUUUGAGUCGGAAUGCCAAGAAUUUGCAUCUACCUCUGGGAUUUCCCUUCCACCACAGUUUUCAGUACAUAAUAUCUUUGAAGCAAUGUUCUCAGCAUACAAGCUAAACAAGUCAAUGCUUCAGGCUGCUAUCACCCUCAAAAACAACGGUUUCAAGACGUGUGUCUUAACAAAUAAUAUUCUUGAUGACACUGACAUGAGAGCAACCACAGGGCAGGUGUUGUGCAUGAUCUCAAGGCACUUUGAUGUACUUAUUGAGUCAUGCCGAGUUGGUUUGAGGAAACCUGAUCUGGAGAUAUACAACCUGGUACUGAAGGCUCUGCAGAUGGAACCACAGCAGGGUAUAUUUCUUGAUGAUAUUGGUGCUAAUCUAAAGCCUGCCAAGAAACUUGGAAUGGCAACCAUUUUAGUUCGAGAAACUGAAGAUGCUUUGAAGGAACUGCAGACCAUUUCAGGGGUACAGCUUCUGAAUUCUGAGACUUCACUGCCAGCUAUGUGUCAUCCAGAAAGUGUCUCUCAUGCCUACGUAUCCAUUAAGCCAGGAGUUCGUAUACACUAUGUAGACAUGGGAGAUGGUCCUGCAGUUUGUCUGUUCCAUGGCUUUCCUGAGAGCUGGUUCUCUUGGAGGUAUCAGAUCCCUGCACUGGUAGAUGCUGGAUUUCGAGUUCUUGCCCUGGAUAUGAAAGGCUACGGGGAAUCUACUGCUCCAUCCGAUAUAGAAGAGUACUCGCAGGAAGAAAUCUGUAAGGACCUGGUUGUCUUUCUAAACAGACUGGGAAUUUCACAAGCCACCCUUAUUGGUCAUGACUGGGGUGGCUCUGUUGUGUGGAAUAUGUCCCUUUUUUACCCAGAAAGAGUCAGGGCUGUAGCUGGAGUAAACACACCAUUCUUCCAUGUGAACCCACUUAUCAAUCCAUUCAGCAGUCUUGAGAAAGUACCUGUUUUUGACUAUCAGUUCUACUUCCAGGAACCAGGAGUUGCUGAGGCAGAGUUGGAGGCAAACUUAGAAAGGACAUUCAGAGUUCUAAUAAGAGGGAGCAGCAAACAGGACAUGCUAAAACCUCCUCUCAGUACUGCCAAUGUUCGCCAAAGAGGAGGUUUGCUAGUUGGAAGCCCAGAAAACCCUCCUCCAAGUCAUAUUCUUCCAGAAGCAGAGUUACAAUACUAUAUUCAGCAAUUCAAGAAAACUGGCUUCAGGGGUCCAUUGAACUGGUACCGGAACAUAGAGAAAAAUUGGUGCUGGGGUUGUUCUGCUGCAGAAAGAAAGGUUCUUGUCCCAGCCUUAAUGGUUACAGCAGGAAAAGACUCAGUGUUGACACCAAGUUUGUCAGCUGGAAUGGAGAAGCGGGUUUUGAACCUGACAAGGGGACACAUUGAAGAGUGUGGGCACUGGACUCAGAUAGAAAGGCCAGCAGAGCUGAAUGAAAUCCUAAUCAAGUGGUUGAAGGAAGUUCACCAGAAGUCUUCCAUCCAGAUUAACUCCAACUUGUAAUGACUUGCUAUGUUAUAUUCUAGAUCUUCUAGAUUAAUUACUGAAGGAAAGAAAAGUCUCUGGAUGGAGCAAUGUGACGGUUAAUUCCUUAUGGAUGUUCACUGCUUACCAAUCUUAAUUCUAGACGUGAAUACUUUGUAUGAUAUCUACCUAUGUAUUGUUAGCAAUGUUGAUUUAAAGAUAAUUAAAACUCACUUUCAUAGUAACUGCCGUAUCUAUAUAUUCUACUGUGUAAGCCCCUCUUUACAGAUAUGCUUUUAUUUGGUUUAUUCUGCUAAGUAAAGCUUCUUGUUUGAUGCUUCUGCAACAUUAAGAUGCAGCGAUGAUUGAUUUAAGUUGGUAUCUAAUUCUUUUCUUAUGGUUUGAAUACAUUAUAAUAAUCUUGCAUGUACUUAAAAUAAUACUACUACUACUGGUACCAUUUUUCAUGUAUAAUAUAAAAUGGCAGUUAUAAAGCUUUGACUGGCUGUAUUCACAGCAAAAUGCCGACUGUCAGAUAUUUAAUAAUUUUCAAUAAAUCAGCAACUUUUCACUCUGAGCUUCA